Pseudoliparis swirei is the source of this 1793-nucleotide messenger RNA. Its product is annotated as methyl-CpG-binding protein 2-like. Bases 158 to 970 code for a protein of 270 amino acids. NCBI's taxonomy places the organism in Eukaryota, Metazoa, Chordata, Actinopteri, Perciformes, Liparidae. The record is from RefSeq and is a predicted model, not a curated record. Gene Ontology annotation, molecular function: protein binding; phospholipid binding. The transcript has 7 exons.
GCCAAUCAGAGAGCUCGUUGCUCCCACCGAGCCGCCUCCUCCUCCAGUCACAGAAUUACGUUCUCCGCCCCCCGAAUCUCCUCCGGCUGCAACGACGCCCAAGCUCCAGGACGAGGCUCCGCCUGCCGACCCGGUUCCACCGCCUGCUGCACCAAUCAUGGAGGAGGAGGCGGAGUCAGCUGACCUCGCUCCUGCAGCAUGCAAGGAGACGCAGGCUCCUCCUCCUCCGGGAACCAGGAAGUUAGACGAUGUGGUGGCGGAAAACGACUUCCUCAGAGAGGUGGUCUCCGAGCAGCCAAUCAGGAUGGAGGGGACGCUGGAGAUCAAACUGAAACCAGGAGGGAACAAGGGCCUGGAGCACUGGGAGGAGGUGUUCGCGGUCCUUCAGGGAGAGACGCUCAGCCUGUUCAGAGACCGGGAGGCUGCCAAGGAGAAGGCCUCCAGGUGGCCUCCUGUCAGUGUGAGCGGAGCCGUGUGCAGAGAGAACGCCUCCUACAGGAGGAAGGAGAACACCUUCAAACUCAUUCUGCAGGACGGCAGUCAGUUCCUGUUCUCAGCAUCCAGCAGAGCGCUGCAGCAGCUCUGGGUGAAGAAGCUCCAGAACAGCUCAGAACCAACGAGCAGCGACUCUGACGACUCGGGGAGAGCGUCGUCGGUCAACGUGAGUUUGGAGAAGUUGGCCGAGGCUCCGGACGACUUGGCCUCCCCCGGCAGAGCCGAGAGCCUGGAGAGGCAGUCGUCCGCUGAGGGGGGGCCUCCUCCCAAACCCCCCCACACGUACUACAACAAGCACCGCUACCCCGACGCCUCGGGGGUCCCGACCGCAACAGGUACUGAGACUCCGCCCCCUUCAGAGCCUGCUCCUCCUCCGCCCGACGCCCAGGACCCCCCCACCGCGACCCCCCAGCUACCAGAAGACGGCAGCAGCAAGUCGAGGAGUGUCUUCAGGAAGUUUUUCAUUAAGAAGUGAAGCGGAACUGAGCGUCACUUUAAUUGUUUAUUCUGGGAUGCCAAAUGGUGCGUUCAAAUGAUUUAAAGUGCUUUUUUUUAAGUGCCUCGCAGCCCAUUGAUGACGCUCUGUGAUCAAUCGCUUGAAAUUAUUUUAUUACAAUAAACUAUAUUUAUAGAGAACUUAUAAAAAAUUAAAUACCAAAAUGAAGAAUAAAAAACAUGAAAAUUAAAACCAGAAAGUAAAUUAAAUAAAUAAAACGUUUGUCUCAUUUAUAGUUUUCAGCCCAGAGACUAAAAUCAAUAAUCAAUAAGUUGAUCAAAUGAAUCCUGGAACGAAUAAAGACGAUUUUAUUUGAACAAUCUGGAGUGUGUUUUUAAUUCAUCCAAGAGAAGAAACGAUCAGAUGUUCGUUUCCGCUGGUCGAGGAGUAAACCGAUUGGAAAUUAAUAAGUUUGAUCUCCAUCUUCUUCAUGUGAAGAGUCAUCUAAAAUUUUCGACUGAAUUUUUUGGGUUUUUCAUGAAAACAAACUUGUUUAUUUAUUAAUGAGCACCGGAUCCAAAACCUCUUCAGGCUCCAUCCAGUGCGAUCAAUAAGUCGAUCGGGUACCGAUCAAGAGUCACAUCGGGGUUCAAACGCUCCAUUUUUUGGGGUGGAAAUUAAAUCCAAUUGAAGUGAUCGAGUGAGAGUCGAUGAGACGUCAUCAUUGAUGAGCACGCUCUUCGUUAUCAUGUGAUAGUUUCUGAUCGGGUAUUGAUCACCCUGAGAUCAAUGCUAACAUCGUCUUCAGGAAGAAGAACAUUUUUUAUUUUAAUGCACUGAAUGUUUUUGAUUAAAUAUUAAA